CUAGUAAUUAUCCCAUUACCUUCUGUAAAUGCUGCCUGCACGGAUGUGGAGUCGGGCUCUGAACGCUUGGAUACCGCUUUGCGCGUGUACUGUCCGGUUAAUGAUUGACAGCUACACUAGGUGCAGGAAAAGCACGCGAUCGUGAGACACAGUCGGUUAUUAACGUAGACCCCAAAGCGAGCAUUUAGUCUCACAGUCUGAGCGCAGUCUAUAACUAUUCCUGCUUGGGUAUUCCCAUGGCCGUCAUCGGGAGCGCAGUGUGGUGUGCGUGGCUCGGCAUGAUUGUCAGUGCGUGCGCUUUCUGGCACCGGGCUGCGGCGGAACCAGGAGCCGGAAUGCGCACGUGGGACCGGUUCAGUAAACUGCCCUAUCCAGAGGAUAAAGCAUUCCUGUACGACACUUUCCCCGAGGGUUUCAUCUGGGCCGUGGGCACCGCCGCGUAUCAAGUAGAGGGUGCGUGGCAGAAGGACGGAAAGGGCAAGUCGGUAUGGGACACUUUCACUCGCAGGGGGACUCGAGUGAUCACAGGCGAUGUGGGCAGCGACAGCUACCACAACAUGGCGGGAGACCUGCGCGCCCUCCAGCAGCUCGGUGUCACGCACUACCGCUUCUCCUUCUCCUGGCCGCGGAUUUUCUCCAACGGCACGAAAGGUACGUACAACAAAAAGGGAGUCGAGUAUUACAAGAAUCUCAUCGUGGGGUUGAAGAGGAUCAGGGUGGAGCCCGUGGUUACUCUGUAUCACUGGGAUUUACCGGAGAGCUUGCAGAACGCGUACGGAGGCUGGAGCGACCCUGUGCUGGUGGAUCUGUUCAAGGAUUACGCCGAGUUCUGUUUUCAAACCUUCGGCUCAGAUGUAAAGUUUUGGAUCACGAUGGACAAUCCGUUUGUCGUGGCCUGGCACGGAUAUGGAACGGGAGUUGUGGCACCUGGAAUCAAACAUGAUCCAGAUAUGCCUUUUAGAGUUGGGCAUAAUCUUUUAAAGGCCCAUGCUGCAGCGUGGCAUGUGUAUGAUGAACGCUAUCGAGCUCGCCAGGGAGGAAAGGUUUCCAUAGCUCUGGCUUCCCACUGGAUCAAACCAAGCAGGACGAGGCAGGAGAGCCGAAGGGCUUGUCAGUGCUCACUGGAAUUUGUGCUAGGCUGGUUUGCUCAUCCGCUGUUUGUAGAUGGUGAUUACCCACCAUGCAUGAAGCACAACCUCACUCACAGGCUACCAUCAUUUACCAAGGCAGAGAGGACAUAUGUUAAUGGCACGGCUGAUUUCUUUGCCCUGUCUCAUGGGCCUGCUCUCAGUUUCCAGCUGAUUAACGACAGCCUGCGCUUUGGGCAGAUUGAGGAUCUGGAUCUACGCAUGCUGCUGUUCUGGGUUCACUCACAAUACAACAAGCCUCCUAUCUUUGUGGUGGAAAGCGGCUGGUUUGUCAAUGGCAAUACCAAGACAAAGGAUGCCAAGCACAUGUAUUACCUCAAACGUUUCAUAGUGGAGACCCUCAAGGCAAUUCGACUAGAUAAAGUGAAUGUGUUCGGAUAUACUGCUUGGUCAUUGCUCGAUGGCUUUGAGUGGUAUCGAGAAUAUGGAAUACGGCGUGGUCUUUACUACGUAGACUUCAAAUCUGAUCACCUUACAAGAGAGCCAAAGACCUCAGCCAUGUUUUACAGUAAACUGAUCGAGAAGAACGGCUUCCCUCAGCUCUCAGAGAAUAGGCCUCUUUUUGGAGUUUUUCCUUGUGAUUUCACUUGGGGAGUGGCAGCAAACUCCAUAAAGGUGGAGACCACACCUAUGCAGUUUGUUGACUCAAGUGUGUACAUCUGGAACAUCUCAGACAAUGGAAAAUUGAAAAAGCUGGAGGGUGUGAAUCUCCCCAUGCAUAGAGGGCGCCACUGUGCUGACUUUGCUGCAAUCCAGCAACAAGUAUCAAAGAUCCAACACAUGCAUGUUUCACAUUUCCACUUUUCUCUCAACUGGUCCUCUAUAGUCCCUACAGGCCAUGUAUCAGAAGCUAACAACACCUUACUAAAUUAUUACCACUGCUUUGUUAGUGAGCUCCAGAGGGCCAACAUCACCCCAGUGGUCACUCUUUGGCACCACACUGGAAAACUGUCUAGUCUGCCUGUGCCACUGGAAAACAACAGAGGUUGGCAAAGUGAAGAGACAGUACAAGCAUUUGCUAAUUAUGCUAGGUUGUGUUUUAAAAGGCUUGGGGAUCAUGUUAAAUUGUGGAUCACACUAAAUGAACCCAAUGAUGAAGACCUUGGCUAUGCAGUCGGCCAUCAGUUGCUUCGUGCCCAUGCUCUAGCCUGGCAUGUGUAUGACAGUGAGUUUCGCCAGUCACAAGUGGGUAAAAUCUCUUUGGUUCUCCAUAUGGACUGGGUUGAACCUGCAUUUUCUUUCAGCCGAGAAGACAUGGCUCCUGCAAAGCGAGUUCUGGAUUUACGUGUGGGUUGGUUCGCAGAACCAAUCUUUGGCAGUGGAGAUUAUCCACCAGUGAUGCGCCAGUGGCUCCAGCAGCGAAACCCUUUAGAUCUCUUCAACUACCACUUGCCCACGUUCAGUGAAGAGGAUCGACAACUUGUUAAAGGCACCUAUGACUUCUUUGCCCUCAGUCAUUUCACAACCUCCAUGGUGUAUGAUGAAGUCGAGGAUAAGUACUUGUUCAAGGACACAUUAGAGGUACAGCUGAUUUCAGAUGUAACCUGGAUAAUGUCUCCAAGGCGUAACUCUCCAGUGGUUCCUUGGGGACUACGUAAAGCCCUCAACUGGGUUGCUUCAUGUUACAAAGGCGUGCCCAUUUAUGUCAUGGCCAAUGGGGUCCAAGAAGACAUAGCCAGAUUCAAAGACAGUCUACGGGUUUACUAUCUCUACAACUAUAUUAAUGAAGCUUUAAAAGCAUACACACUGGAUGGGGUCAAUUUGAAAGGCUACUUUGCCUAUGCAUUUAAUGAUCGACAUGAUCCUGGCUUUGGUAUGUAUGGCCAUGUGCAGGAGGAGGACAUAGAGAAAUCCUCUCUAACCCACUACAGAAAAAUUAUUGGCAAUAACGGGUUCCCAGCCACUGGUGAUCCACCACAACAUUGUCCCCAUAUGCCUGAACACUCACCUGUGUGUUAUGUGCUGGUCAAGCGGCCUGUUGUGGGCUUCAUCUCUUUGGUUGCUUCUGCCAUGCUCAUUACUGUGUGUGUUGUUAUAUACUACUGCGUAAAAAGACCUAAAUAAGUGCGUGAUUUUUUCCCCAGUGAUUAUGCAACUGGCACAGCCUGGAUAGUCAAUUUUUUUACUGUCCACAAUUUUCCAUUUCCAGUCAUAGAAUAUAUGUUCAUUGUUCUAAAUAUAUGUAUUGCAUUUAUUUACAUGAAAAAAGUAAUGAUUAUUUUGUUAGGUGUUGUAUUUUGUGUAAAAUUACAUGGAAAAAUUAAAGUUCUGUACUUCACUACAAGUUGAAACUAAUCACAUGGUUUCACUUUGAGAUUUCUAGUCAUAAAGGUUGACAAACAAAAACUGCACAAGGGGUUUUACUUAACCCAUCUAAACUUUCCAGCCUCAUUCUGCUACCUUGCCUGUCAAAAAUACACGUUGUGUUGACAUGAACACAAACCAAAUAAAAUUCCUAA
Silurus meridionalis is the source of this 3607-nucleotide messenger RNA. RefSeq names its product klotho (gene kl). The record is from RefSeq and is a predicted model, not a curated record. Gene Ontology annotation, molecular function: hydrolase activity, hydrolyzing O-glycosyl compounds. Gene Ontology annotation, biological process: carbohydrate metabolic process. Lineage: Eukaryota; Metazoa; Chordata; Actinopteri; Siluriformes; Siluridae. The transcript is spliced from 5 exons. Bases 237 to 3212 code for a protein of 991 amino acids.